UUAGCAGAAUGAAUUAUUUGAAAAUCAAUAGACACUCCAGGAAUGUUCUCAUAUUUCUACAAAUAAUCAGUGUAACCAUGCUAUGUGCAAUACUUUAUCCUGUUUUUAGGACUCGGCUUCUUCUUGGUUCAACUCGUAUACUUGCAAUCGCUUUACCAUUUUCCUCUGGUUUCACUGUUUUGUGCUCAUUGUUGAGUAAUGUUAUCAUCAAAACAAAAUAUCGUCUUGCUAUGACUGUCACACUUGGAAUAUCAGUUAUCAGUUUGGUUACAGUAAUUGGUUUCACCAUUGCAGUGUAUCAGUCUAUUGGAAGUACGAGUGAAGAAAGUUUUCAGCAGGAGUUUUUAAAGGUUUUGGAGCAAAAGUCGGAAAAGGGAAUGCGGACGCUUCACAAAUUUCAAAAAAUAACAGAGUGCUGUGGAGUUCCAUUGCCGACAAGUACUGGUUGGAAUCAAUCUUCAAUAACUCCAUCAAGCCCUUGGACUUCUUGGUUUUACUACACGCUUCUUGGUGAUGAGUAUAUCGAUGAAACUAGACGAUUAUUCACUUUGCCCUGGUCGUGUUGCUCAGAUAGAACUCUGGAUUGUGAGCAUUUGGCUUUUGAAAGGGUUUCUAUUAAACCAUCAAGCAAAGACGUGAUUAUUGACGAACUGGUGGAAAUACAACACAGAUUGAGAAACUCGAGAAAAAAUGAAGAUGGAAGACGUAGUGUAUAUGAUAAUGUUUGUGAAUCUCCGGCUAAAUCUAUAUUAGGUGAGGUCCCAUUUCAACUUGUUAUCAUUAGUUCUAUUUUUGCAAUUCUAUCCCUCAUUUCAAUUGGACUCGACGGAUUUUUUGUUCUAAUAGUCAAUCAAGAAUCUGAAGCAAAAGAAAACGAAUUCAAUAAAGAAUGAAUAAUU
Messenger RNA from Caenorhabditis elegans, 899 nucleotides. RefSeq lists its product as uncharacterized. The coding region runs from base 9 to 893 and encodes 294 amino acids. The transcript is spliced from 8 exons. Gene Ontology annotation, cellular component: membrane. Lineage: Eukaryota; Metazoa; Nematoda; Chromadorea; Rhabditida; Rhabditidae. The record is from RefSeq and is marked reviewed.